AUGACUUCGGACCCGUCAUUCGACGACCCCAGGUAUAGCCGGGAAUUUCACCUCCCGGGAAACACUAUUCAAGACCGAUCAGAAAGGCUUAAGAUUACGUAUGCCGAUUAUGGGUAUCGCAACGAGGAGAACCCCGAGGAGGAGAAUGUCUUUCUCUUCUUCCCUCCUCUACUAGGCAGCCGCUGGAUGCACAUAGCCAAAGACGACAUCGCCAAAAAGCACAAAAUUCGCAUCAUCAACGUCGAGAGGCCCGGGUAUGGCGGUACGGACGAGGUUCAAGUGCAGGAUCGGCUCCAAGUUUGGCAGGACAUGCAAACGCGUGGUGUAGCUGCCAUACCCGCGCUCCUGGCCCAUUUGCACAUCAAGCACGUCUCCGUCGGCUGCCACAGCGCCGGAACCGUCUACGCGCUCGACUUUAUCCUGCACCACCCCUCGUUUCUGCACCCGCAGCGGCCCUACCUCGCCAUCGCCGGCCCCUGGAUCCCCCCGGCGCAGUCGGGUGUUAUUUCCAUGCGCAUCGCCCAGAGCCUGCCCGCGGCCGUCAUCGGCCGUUCCGAGACCCUGGCGCGCUUCAUGAAGAGCACAGUUAACCCGGCCCUGGGCGCCGGCGCCUCGGCCGUGUCCAGCCUCGUUGGCGUCGUCGCCCGCACCAUUGGCGCGUCCUCCUCGGUGGCCCCGGCCUCGGCGCUCGAGACGGACGGCGAGAGGGAGAUGCGCCUGCGGCCGUCGCUCAUGUCCAAGGCGUACAGCGAGAACCUGCAGGGCAUGGGCGUCGACGCCGUCCUCAUGAUGCACAAGGGGUCGGACGACGCCGCCGCAGGAUGGAGCGACUGGGGCGGCUAUGAGGCGUACGUGCCGCGGUUGGUAGAGGCGCUGCGCGCGGCUGGGCGGACGCUCACCGUUGACGCUUUUCACGCCGAGAAUGACUCCAUGGUGGGCGACUACGGCGAGCAGGGCCCGACGUGGUUCGACAGCUGCUGGGCGGCGGACCGCUGCGGAGACGGCGUGAUUGCGUACAAUGCGGCUGAAGUUGAGGGGGCCGAUCACGACUUGGUGUGGAGUAUAAAGCUUGGAGUUCCGGAAAAGGUAUUUUCGAAAAUGAGUCGCAGUGAUAGACACGACAAGCACCUGCCAGAUAAUACGGUUGCUGAACCGGAGAAUCCGAUCGUUGAAUCAGAGAACCUGAUCAUCAACUCAGAGAAUCCGGUCGGCGAAUCAGAGAAUCUUCUUGGAUCGGAUAACUCGACUGUUAAGUUAGAGAAUCCGAUUGUUGCAUCAGAGAAUCUGGUCAUGGAAUCAGAGAAUAAGGCUGUUGAAUCAGAGAACAAGGUUGUUGAAUCAGAGAACAAGGUUGCCGAGAGCUGA
Molecule: messenger RNA, 1365 nt
Organism: Cordyceps militaris CM01
Lineage: Eukaryota; Fungi; Ascomycota; Sordariomycetes; Hypocreales; Cordycipitaceae
Exons: 2
Coding region: 1-1365 (454 amino acids)
Source: RefSeq, a predicted model, not a curated record